This is a messenger RNA of Bufo bufo (common toad), 1555 nucleotides long. It is a transcript of the gene ARHGAP8, whose product is annotated as Rho GTPase activating protein 8. Gene Ontology annotation, molecular function: GTPase activator activity. The transcript has 13 exons. Gene Ontology annotation, cellular component: cytoplasm. The record is from RefSeq and is a predicted model, not a curated record. Gene Ontology annotation, biological process: small GTPase-mediated signal transduction; negative regulation of endocytic recycling. The coding region runs from base 228 to 1508 and encodes 426 amino acids. NCBI's taxonomy places the organism in Eukaryota, Metazoa, Chordata, Amphibia, Anura, Bufonidae.
UUUAUUUUCACCUUGGAUUUUUAAAGUAUUCUGUCUUUGUGUGUGCCCCGCCUAUACUAUGAAGCCCGAACAAAGGAGCCCCUGAAUCACCUUCUCCAGAAGCAGAGUCACCUGCGCGUGCUUCCUGGAAGACAUACUGGACACUGACUGGGGACACUGGAAAUCUGAGCGACAUACUGCAAGGUUACGCAACAAAGCGCCCAUCAGAGUGUUUUCACAUUUUCAACAUGCAAAAUCUACCUUCUAUAGACUUUGAACAGUUAGCGGAGAUUGAGCUUCAGAAGGAUGAGGAGGAACAGGCACAGCUGAUUGGUGAUACAGUGGAUGACCCCACCUGCGAAGCUAAUGAUGUCAGUAAAAGUCACCCAUAUUAUGACAUCGCCCGCCAUGGUAUCAUCCACGUUGCUGGAGAUGACCACUCGGGAAGAAAAGUGAUCACUUUCAGUUGCUGCCGUCUCCCUCCUUGUCAUGAGAUUGAUCAUGUCCGACUCCUGGAAUAUCUGAAAUACACAUUAGACCAGUAUGUGGAGAAUGACUACACUGUGGUCUAUUUUCACUAUGGUCUAAACAGCAGGAAUAAACCCUCGCUGAGCUGGCUACAGAGCGCCUAUAAGGCUUUUGAUCGGAAGUACAAGAAGAAUCUGAAGGCUCUGUAUGUGGUUCAUCCAACUAACUUCAUCAAAGUCUUGUGGAAGAUAUUCAAGCCAGUCAUUAGUCACAAGUUCGGCAAGAAGGUUCUGUACAUGAAUCACCUGAGUGACCUUCGAGAGCAUCUGCGGUUCAAUCGGUUGAUAAUACCACAGGAAGUCUUGCAACAUGAUACAAAACGAUGUGUUCAACAGAAAGGAAGACCCCCACCUGUUAGUAAAGCCCCUCCACCUCGUCCUCCGCUUCCAACACAGCAGUUUGGCGUCAGUCUUCAAUACCUAAAGAACAAAAACAAAGGAGAACUGAUCCCACCAGUUAUGGAGCAAACGGUUUCCUACUUGAAAGUGAAAGGGCUGCGGACAGAAGGACUCUUUCGAAGAUCAGUUUCCGUUCACAUCAUCAAGGAAAUCCAGAAGCUUUAUAAUCUCGGGAAACCAGUGAAUUUUGAUGACUAUGGAGAUAUGCAUGUCCCUGCCAGUAUUCUGAAGACCUUUCUGCGGGAACUCCCAGAACCACUGCUGACUUUUACCUCUUACCAAACUAUCCUUGAAAUCACCAGUGUGGAGAGCAUCUUGCGUGCCAACAUCUGUAAACAGAUUGUUCACCAACUCCCAGAGCACAACUAUGCCGUCCUCAAAUAUCUCAUGUGCUUUCUAAACAUGGUUUCUAUGGAAUACAUUUCCAACAAGAUGACGGCUUCCAACCUGGCCUGUGUAUUUGGAGUGAAUUUAGUGUGGCCACAGGAGGGUGCACCUUCAAUCAAUGCUCUGGUUCCCGUGAACAUGUUUACAGAACUGAUGAUUGAAUUCUAUCCAAAAAUCUUCAAUUCCAGAACAGUCCCUGGAGAGACUCUACCCUGAACUGCACCUUUAAGAAAGUUAACAGAAUUUUUCAAGCGCACAAGACA